Molecule: messenger RNA, 2259 nt
Organism: Prorocentrum cordatum
Lineage: Eukaryota; Dinophyceae; Prorocentrales; Prorocentraceae
Source: the annotation of a GenBank genome assembly
GCAUGCAAGAAGCAGAUCGCCGUCGUGCGCGCCAUAUGCUCGCAGAUCGCAAGUGGUGGGCUCGACAGCGCCAAGUCCGCCGAGGUGUACGAUGCGCAAGUUGCUUUCCUCCGCCUCCGGCCCGAGGUCGACGACAUCAUUCCGCGUCACUUGAAGCGGGCGCGUUUCUGCAUCCGAGUAGCUGCCGCCGCGGACCCGGACACGUUCUGGCCCCUCGUGGCGCCUGACACCCUUGUCCAGAAGGGGCACUACCUUGAGGAUUCAGCGCAGACAAAGGCAGGUGAGCUCAUCUCCGAGCGCAUCAUGAAGAUCUGCAUGGCGACGAACGCAGAGGCAACGUUGCAGACCUAUUUCCCAACAGAUUUCGAGAAGUUCAAGCUCACCGAGCGGUUCGCAGCCUUCACUGAUGACUUGGCAGCUCUGUGCACAGUGGUCAACUUCGCCGACGCGGAGUGCUGCGAUGAAGCUGCACAUGCGCUGUCCGUAGUCUUCGAGCGCAUCGCUUUCUGCCUGGAGUCGGCGCAUGGCCUCCUCGCCAUGCCUCGACCUACACCGAUCACGGACGUCGGCUUGGGCGAUCUGCAGGGUUUGGCCUUGGAGCUCGACAUCAUCUUCACAGAGGUGGGGGACUGCGUCCGGGCCAAGAAGGUGUUCGAGAUGACGGUCCGUUCGAAAUCCACCGCGUGUUUCGCCAUGCUCGACCAGCUCGCGCGCGUGGCGUUCGAGCCCAUCUGUCGUCGGGUUCUGGUCAACGACUCCUCUGAUUUUACCUCGGUGAUUGACCAGUGGGCUUCUAAGGCGUGGCCCGCGCUGAGCGACAUGUGGUAUCGCACCAGGCAGAGUGAUGCGACGCGUCGGUGGUUCAUGGAGUUUGCAGGUGAUACCGCCAUGCUCGACCUUGUCGACACCGCUGCCUCGUUUUGCACUGAUGUGCUGGCUGCGUUCGAUACCGUGAUGAGUGACAGUAUCUCAGAGGACGUGGCCGUUACCUUGCGCGGUUCGAUCACUUUGAUUCGCAAACGUGCAGUUGCCAUCAAGGAGGGCAUGCCGUCCCUCGCAUCUGACAUCGACACCUUCCUUGCCUCAUCCAAGUUGUUUGAUGACGCCGCGGUGGGCGGCAUGGUGUCCGCCGCGAUCGCUUCCAAGGUGGGCGGCGGGAGCAAUGAUGCCUUCGCCCAGUUUGCGCGCGCGGCCAUCGACUCUGGCAUCAUCGACGUGGUCGUGAGCGCUGAUAUGGGCAAGGCCGCCAUGGAUCAGGUCCUGAACUUCCGCCUCGCCACUGACGAGGAGGUAGUUGCAAUGCUUGACUUUGUGGAUCUUGUGCAGGACCCUGUUCUCAAGUUGGAAAUCUCGUGCAUCCAGGCGUGGGCCUCCUUCCGCGCGGCCGCGGCGCGGGUCCUCUCCCACUUGGCGCAGGACGAACUCGUGGACAAGGAUUGCUUCGCUGCUCUGUCCAGCCUGCGCGCGGAGCAGUCCGCGUUCCAGACGUUCAUCGAGGACGGGCACGCGGACAAGUUGUUCGUCUACGAUGCGAGCAGGAGCGCUUUCGCCUUCGCGUCUGCGAAGUUCGGCGAGAUGCCCGCCGCAGCUUCGACUGAACUACAGAGGUGCGGCGCCGACGUCGUCUCUCGUGCAGCUGCGGUGUACGCGAACAUCGUGACGUCAGAGGUCGAGGGCCUGAUCCAGUGGUGCGGUGACGACUGGCGACCGCAUAGCGGGGCCCUUCCCAACGACGCCAAACGCAUCCUCGGCAUGGUGAACAACCCUCACUACAAUAAUCUCGGCGCCCGGGCAAGCACGCUCACCGAGACAGUGAAGGGCAUCCGGUCGGUGAACGCCACGCUCGGCAAGUUCGGGCCCAUUGUCGAGGAGUCGACCUUGGUCGAGGCGGGCCGAACCACCACGUACGCCGUCCACACCGUGGUCAUGACUCGCGUGUUGUUCGGGAUGCGGGUAGAACUCAGACGCCCCCCCGCGCCCAAGCAGAGGGACAUGGCCGACAACCUUCUGUCGCUUGCCCGGGAGAAGAAGGUUGAUCCUGGCUCGGACGUGCGCGAGGCCUUCGUCAAGCACCUCGGCGGCGACGCCGCGCCUGCGCAAGAGGCCGCUGGCGCCGAGCGAGCUGCUGCGGAGCCGACGGGGGCGGCGGCCGCCGCGGAGGGCGCUGCCGCGGACGAGGAGGGCCAGCCCGCCGCCGCAGCCCCCGCGGCACCCGCUGCCCCUGGCCGCGCCGCUGGCGGGCCCCGCAAGCGGCGCAAG